UAAUCCUUGAAAGAUUCAUUUUGUGUAACAGGAAAUGAAGAGAAUGAUCAGGUGUUUGCUUCUCAUUUCCUUGUUGAUCCAUUCUUCAGAAUCAAAAGAAGUUCCAGCAGUUAACAAGAAAUGGCUAACUCUAAAUGGUCAGCCGCCUGCUGUAAUUGCUAGAGGUGGGCUUUCAGGGGUUUUCCCAGAAUCCUCUAGCUUAGCACUUAAUAUUGGAAGGGAUUCAAGCUUAAGAGAGAUGGUUAUGCUCUGCAAUUUACAACUAACAAAAGAUGGCCUUGGAUUAUGCCAGGAAAACAUCACCCUUGAAGCUUCAACAAAUAUAGACAUGAUCUACCCAGAUCAAGCCAAAACCUACAAAAUAAAUGGCAAGGAUGUUAAGGGGUGGUUUUCUGUGGAUUUUACAAUGGCCCAGCUAAGUGCCAAUGUAACAGUGAAGCAAAGUAUAUCAAAUCGGCCAAAAUUGUUUGACAAUAAAUUUCCCAUACUUACCGUUGAUGAUAUUUUCCGAGCUCAAAUCCAAUCAUAUUGGUUGAAUGUUCAGAAUUAUAUGUUCUACAAUGAACACAAACUAAAUGUGGCAUCAUAUAUUCAAAAGGAAAGAAUUUUUCGGCUUGUCAAUUAUAUCUCAUCUCCUGAGAUUGGUUUCUUGAAGGCAAUGAAAGGAAAAGCGACCAACCCCAAGACUAAACUCAUUUUCGUUUUCCUUGAAAAAGAUGCAAUUGAACCCUCGACCAGCAAAACAUAUGGUUCAAUAUUGGAAGAUCUUGCCACAGUCAAGACAUUCGCAUCUGGGAUUGCUGUCCCAAAAAAUUACAUAUGGCCUGUAAACAAAGACAACUAUUUGGAGAGCUCCACAACUCUUGUCCUUGAUGCUCAUAAACUGGGUCUUGAAGUACAUGCUACUGGCUUUGCAAAUGACUUGGCUACAGUCUAUAAUUAUACUUAUGACCCUAUAUCUGAGUACUUGCAAUUUAUCAAUAAUCCGCAGUUUUCUGUUGAUGGGGUGGUUUCAGAUUUUCCUCCCACAGCAUCAUCAGCUCUUGCAUGCUUUGCACAUUUCAGUAAUCUAAACUUUACUAAGGCGGGUAGACCUUUGAUCAUAUCUCACAAUGGAGCAAGUGGAGUUUAUUCUAACAGCACAGAUCUUGCUUAUCAACAAGCAUUAAAUGAUGGGGCUGACAUAAUAGAUUGCUCAGCUCAAAUGACAAAAGAUGGGACGGCAUUCUGUAUGGGUUCUGCAGAUCUUACAACAGACACUACCGCAACAACUACCUUCUCAGCCCGAUCUGCCACUAUCCCUGAAAUUCAACCGAAUGCCGGAAUCUUUUCUUUUGAUCUCACAUGGAGUGAAAUUCAGACAUUGAAACCUCAAUUGGGAAGCCCUUUUGCAAACGGUGACAAGUAUCCAAGAAACCCUGCAUACAAGAACACAGGUAAAUUUGUAACUCUGGCUGAGUUUCUGGAAUUCGCCAAAGCCAAGGCAGCAUCUGGAGUUCUAAUCAACAUAGAGAAUGCUGCUUACCUAGCUUCAAAGAAGGGUCUUGACAUAGUAGGUGCAGUUAGCGUUGCCUUGAGCAAUGCCUCUUUUGAUAAGCAGUCCGCACAAAUAGUCUUAAUCCAAUCAGACGACACUUCAGUGUUGUCCAAAUUUCAGAAUGUUACUGCAUAUGAAAGAGUGUUUUCCCUUAAAAAAGACAUAGGUGAUGCACCGGCGAAGUCUGUAGAUGAAAUCAAGAAGUUCGCUAAUGCAGUUAAUGUUCCAAGACAAUCCAUCGUUCCAGUACACCAAGGCCUUGCUAAAGCUGCUACCCAAGUUGUAGCCGAACUGCAAAAAGCCAAUCUAACCGUAUACGUCUCUGUCAUGAGGAAUGAAUUUUUUAGUCUUGCAUUUGAUUUCCUCUCUGAUCCAACUUUAGAAAUUGCUACUUUUGCUCCCUUCAACGUUAGUGGGAUCAUCACGGAGUAUCCAGCAACUGCAAACAGAUUUUUCAGAAAUUUAUGCUCAGAUCUCAACUACAAUGUUGAAUUCGCCUUAUUACCUAUUCAACUACCAUAUCUAACUCAGUUCCUUCCUGAUGGUACUCAACCACCAGUAGCUGCCCCUUCUCCAGCCCUCGACGUUGAAGAUGUUGUUGACCCACCACUACCAGCGGUAGCCAAAGUCGCUAGUAGCAGCCCUGGUCCAAGCACUAAGCCAAAAUCUCCUUCAAUAGCUGGUUUGGGUCGUUCUCUGCUGGCUACUUGUCUGUUGGGUUUAAUCUUUAUGUUAUAUUAGUCAGCAGUAGUAAGCAGCAUGGAAAAAAUGACCUGAAACUUAAAACUCUUCAACCUGUUGAGUUCAUGUUGUUGCCAUAAUAUCUUAUUCCAUUUCUUGAGAAAUCAGUAGCAAGUAAAUUAGUUAAGAGAAUGAUUUAAGAGUGGGCUAUUGAUAUCAGUUUUCAACGGAUAAUUAAAUCAAAAACUCAGCAUUAGCUGGAUUCCUGUAGGUUAUAAUGUGUUCGGUUCAUAGACAAAGAAAUUAUAUAUAUAAGAACACUUGGAAAAGAAAUCCAGCAACAUGGAAAAAAAGAGAGAUCUUCUAGAGCAGGCUCAGAUUCGCCUUUUCUCAGACAGACGGAAACAAAUCAUCCAUGGCUGCAAAAAAGAGCUACAACCUGUGGAGAAGCUCAAAGUUGCCCAGCCAAAGAUCGACUAUUUUCCUUAAAAAUGUCUGAUUUUUCACUCCAAAAACGUAUCAUCAAUGCCUCAAUACAACAAACAAGAGAAGAUUAUUAUUAUUAUUAUUAUUAUUAUUAUCAAUGAAGAGAGGGUUAGCUCUGCAGUAGAUCAGAGAAGCUCUCUGAGAGCAAAACCUCAUCCUAUUCUCCUUUCCAGGAAAAUAUUUUCCCCUAAACAAACAGAACCCAACAACAACAGCAACUAAGCCUCAAUCCCAAAAUACUUUGGAUCAGCCACAUACAAACAGAAUCCAAACAGAGAAAUUAAUCCUAGAUGUGGAGGAGGCUCAGAUUUGCCUUGUUUUGGACAAGAAAGAAACACUAUUGCAUCAUGGCUGCAACUAAUGACCAGCUAGGAAUUGAGGAAAACUCCAAUUCACUAGCCCCCAAAUGUCGCCCAGCCAAGAUAACAAACAUUUCUCUACAAGUCUGAUUCUGGGUCAAUGAGAACAUCAUCACAGCCUCGCAGCAGUGAUAUAUAUAUAUAUAUAGAGAGAGAGAGAGAGAGAGAGAGAGAGAUAGAUGUAUAGAUUUUUUUUUUUUUUUUCUUUUCCUUUUCUUUGUAGGGCAGUUGGUGAGCUAGAACGUGAAAUCACCGGCUCCGCUACCAUCAGAGAGGAGAAUCAACUACCCUGCAAACCCUCCGCCGCCCUGAGAGCAGAACCUCAUUCUUAAACUAAUGAGGAAAAUUUUGUGAAAA
This is a messenger RNA of Hevea brasiliensis (rubber tree), 3420 nucleotides long. RefSeq names its product glycerophosphodiester phosphodiesterase GDPDL6. The transcript is spliced from 10 exons. NCBI's taxonomy places the organism in Eukaryota, Viridiplantae, Streptophyta, Magnoliopsida, Malpighiales, Euphorbiaceae. The coding region runs from base 35 to 2278 and encodes 747 amino acids. Gene Ontology annotation, biological process: lipid metabolic process. Gene Ontology annotation, molecular function: glycerophosphodiester phosphodiesterase activity. The record is from RefSeq and is a predicted model, not a curated record.